Messenger RNA from Gavialis gangeticus (Gharial), 5418 nucleotides. RefSeq names its product guanine monophosphate synthase (gene GMPS). Lineage: Eukaryota; Metazoa; Chordata; Crocodylia; Gavialidae. Bases 1 to 2190 code for a protein of 729 amino acids. Gene Ontology annotation, cellular component: cytosol. The transcript is spliced from 18 exons. Gene Ontology annotation, biological process: GMP biosynthetic process. The record is from RefSeq and is a predicted model, not a curated record. Gene Ontology annotation, molecular function: GMP synthase activity; ATP binding; GMP synthase (glutamine-hydrolyzing) activity.
AUGAAGGAUGAAUUUUUUAAUGUUGUACAGAUCUUUGAAGAUGGAGGACCAGAUGGUAUUCACCCCAGUUCUGAAGGAAAUGCAGAAUUGCUGGCAAAGGAGGAGUUCUGCCGAGACUGGAGUGGAGGUAGUCCUUCGGAGAAUGCUGGAGGAGAUCUCAAGGAUGGCCAGCAUCACUAUGAAGGAGCUGUUGUAAUUCUUGAUGCAGGAGCUCAAUAUGGAAAAGUCAUAGACCGUCGAGUACGAGAACUGUUUGUCCAGUCCGAGAUCUUCCCUUUGGAAACACCAGCCUUUGCAAUCAAGGAGCAGGGAUUUCGGGCUAUCAUCAUAUCUGGAGGACCAAAUUCUGUGUAUGCAGAGGAUGCACCAUGGUUUGACCCAGCAAUUUUUACAAUAGGCAAACCUGUUCUUGGAAUCUGCUAUGGCAUGCAGAUGAUGAAUAAAGUAUUUGGAGGUACAGUGCAUAAAAAAAAUGUUCGAGAAGAUGGAGUGUUCAGCAUUACUCUUGAUAACACGUGCUCACUGUUCAGGGGACUUCAGAAGGAGGAAAUUGUGCUCUUAACACAUGGAGAUAGUGUAGAUAAAGUAGCGGAUGGGUUCAAAGUUGUUGCACAGUCUGGGAACAUUAUAGCAGCUAUAGCAAAUGAAUCAAAAAAACUGUAUGGAGCACAGUUCCACCCUGAAGUCAGCCUUACAGUGAAUGGAAAAGUGAUAUUGAAGAAUUUCCUUUAUGACAUUGCUGGAUGCAGUGGCACUUUCACAGUAGAAAAUAGAGAAGUUCAGUGCAUUCAAGAGAUUAAAGAGAAAGUGGGUGCAUCAAAAGUCCUGGUUUUACUCAGUGGUGGUGUGGACUCAACAGUAUGUACUGCUCUUCUGAAUCGGGCUUUAAACCAAGAUCAAGUUAUAGCUGUACAUAUAGAUAAUGGAUUCAUGCGCAAGAGAGAGAGUCAGUCUGUGGAGGAGGCCCUUAAAAAGCUUGGAAUUCAAGUCAAAGUGGUAAAUGCAGCUCAUUCAUUCUACAAUGGUACAACAACUCUGCCAAUCUCUGAUGAAGACCGAACUCCGCGAAAAAGAAUUAGUAAGACUUUAAAUAUGACAACAAGUCCUGAGGAAAAAAGAAAAAUUAUUGGUGACACCUUUGUGAAGAUUGCCAAUGAAGUAAUCGGAGAAAUGAAUCUGAAACCUGAAGAGGUCUUUCUUGCUCAGGGAACCCUAAGACCUGAUCUUAUUGAAAGUGCUUCCCUUGUUGCAAGUGGUAAAGCUGAAGUUAUUAAAACUCACCACAAUGAUACAGAACUGAUCAGAAAGCUGAGAGAAGAGGGUAAAGUGAUAGAACCACUGAAAGACUUCCACAAGGAUGAAGUGAGAGUGCUAGGGAGAGAACUUGGUCUUCCUGAAGAGCUGGUCUCAAGACAUCCAUUCCCAGGUCCUGGCCUAGCCAUCAGAGUAAUAUGUGCUGAAGAACCUUAUAUUUGCAAAGACUUUCCUGAAACUAACAAUAUUUUGAAAAUAGUAGCAGACUUUUCUGCCAGUGUUAAAAAGCCACAUACUCUGUUACAAAGGGUCAAAGCAUGCACAACUGAAGAGGACCAGGAAAAGCUGAUGCAGAUUACAAGCCUACAUUCACUAAAUGCCUUUUUGCUGCCAAUCAAAACUGUGGGAGUGCAGGGUGACUGUCGCUCAUACAGUUAUGUAUGUGGGAUCUCCAGUAAGGAUGCUCCACACUGGGAAUCUCUCAUGUUCCUCGCCAGGCUCAUACCACGCAUGUGCCACAACAUAAACAGAGUUGUCUAUGUGUUUGGUCUGCCAGUCAAAGAACCUCCUACAGAUGUAACACCUACUUUCCUGACCACAGGAGUUCUCAGUACUUUACGCCAAGCUGAUUUUGAGGCUCAUAAUAUUCUCAGGGAGUCUGGUUAUGCCGGAAAAAUCAGCCAAAUGCCAAUAAUUCUGACGCCAUUGCAUUUUGACCGAGACCCCCUUCAGAAGCAGCCUUCCUGUCAGAGAUCUGUGGUUAUUCGAACCUUUAUUACUAGUGACUUCAUGACUGGUAUUGCAGCAACUCCUGGCAAUGAGAUUCCAGAAGAGGUUGUGUUGAAAAUGGUGACAGAAAUUAAAAAGAUUCCUGGUAUUUCUCGGGUGAUGUAUGAUUUGACAUCAAAACCGCCAGGAACUACUGAGUGGGAGUAAUUAACUUUUUUUUUCUAUUAAAGUACUGUAUGCAGUUUAAAUUAUAUCAGAAACCAUUCCCAGUGUUGACAUGCAGUACUGUGAAAAGUGACUGGAGCUGCUACAUCACAUCCGAUUCCUCUCCUGGAGCAUAAAUCUGCAGUUAAGAGCUGUUGGGCAUAACUAAGUGGGGCUGAGGAUUUGUACGGGUAAAUAAUCAUGGCAGCAUUGCCUGUGCGCAGAUGAAUUCAUAUUGCUUUUGCCUUUUUGUCUUACUGAUUCUCCCUGUUUUUCAUGUGUUUUAUUGUUACUGUCAUUUCAAUGUCUCUUUGUUUUUGUACACUGUGUAAGGGACAGUUUAUUUACUUUUAACAAACUCAUUGUUACGGCCUAAAAAUGUAAUAUGGAUACUUAAUGUGACCAACUGCUUUUGAACAGAUUUAUUAUAAAUAAAUAUUUUGCCAAAUGGAAUAGUGGGUACUGUUGAGUUGUGGAAUUAAUGUGUAUCUGUUUGUUGUGUACUGUUAAGCCUGUUAUGUACUGUUUGAAGUAUUAGCCCAUGGCAAUAAUAUUGAAUUCCAAAAGAGUGAUGCUAGAGUAAUAUGAAAUGACCUUCCAUCUUUCUGUGCUCACUCCUUCCAUUGCUCUUUGUAAGAUUAAACAUGUAUAUAGGUGACAAACAUGUCUCAUCAAACUUUGAUAUACACUUAACUUGUAUAUACAUAUAUAAAAUUGCAGACAAUAUUUAAGUCUGCAGUGUCCAGGAAAAAUGGUAAUAAUGGGAGUGAAAUUUUAAAUGGCUUGUCAGAAACCCCAGAUCUUUAAAUCAUAGCUUAAGUUUUCAGUUUCAAACCCCUACACAAUGAUCAACCCCCUGUUCCAUGGCUUGGCCAAGUGCUUUUGUUUAUAUUUUGACGUUUGUUUCCUAGAAAUUUUUGUUUUUUAUGGGGAAAUAUUUGUAUAUGUUGUAUCUAGUUUUUUUUGGGUUGUUUUUAAAGAUUAGCAUCUCAUUUAGUGUAGAGUUAAUUCAGUAGAGGUGAUUUAGCCAGUCAGAAUACAGAUUAAUGCAGUCCUUUAUGUACUGUGGUUUAUUUAGUAAAGUCAGCAAUAACUUGUAUAAAGGGUGUGAUUAACAUCAAACCCUACCCGUGCUUCUCUAAUAUGUCUCGGCUAAAAGUCAAGUUUUUUGAUCGCUCGGGUCUAGUUGCAGUCCUCUUUUUGUAAGUGUUUAUUUUUAUAGCUAUGGAAGGUCCUGACCUGAGCAGCUUUACUAGAUACGUGCAGGGCUAGAACCUUAAUUACGUAGUCAGGUUCAUUUUCUUGAAUGACCAUUUUUUUUUUUAAACAGUUGUAUUUCAUUCAGCUGUGAAAUAACCUUAUUUUUAUGGGGUUUGGUUAUAUUUGUUGAAUAUAGUCUAUAAGGCAUGAGAAUUCAUAAGACAUUUUUCCUUAUAUAAAUUCUUGAACUGGAAUAAUAGUGGGUAAAUGUUUAACAUAAUAUUCUGAUUGCACAGUUUCUCCAUUUUUAGUAUUGGUGCACAAACAUACUGUAAAAAAUCAGCUUUUCAUCUUUAUUUUUUAGAACAAGUCAGCUGUACCUAAUGUACUCUUGCCUAAGCCAGCUGAGUGUUGUGCAUCAUGCAGGGUGGUAUAUCAUUGCAGCUUUUCCAGCUUUUUGAAAAUUCUUGUGGCUACUUGACUUAGAUACAACCGGAAGGAAGGCAACAGGCUUUAGAGACCAGAGCAUAUGAUUUGAUGUCCUGUCCCAACUCUGCUACCAGCAUCUUCAAAAACCACAGGGAAGUUGUGUAAACUUAACUUCCAACGUGCUUCAGUUGUCUCACUUGGAUAUAAUAAAACACCCAUUCUUCCAGAACAGUUAAGCUCUUUAAAUGGAAACUGCUGUGUAGGUGAGGUAUUAUAUAAUUACUAACUUUUAUUUUGUAUAUAUGUAAUGUAACAUUAUCAGAAUCUGAUCUGUAAAAACUCAAAUUAGAGUAAUUUGAAUGACUAAAAAUUAACAGAUAUUCAGUGUGACAAAAUAUUUUAAACCUUUUAUGGUUCUAUUCAAAACAACCAGUCAAACUCUCUGGUAGUUGAAUUUAAAAAAAAAAAUGAUGAAAUUGUCCUUGUACUAUAUUUUUAACUUUUUGAGGAUGGUUAUUUUCAUGAUUGGUACUGUCUCAUGCAUAAUGUGUUACAAGCACAAGUAGGACAUUCACAAUUUGGUGUGCAGUAGAGGGUACGUCUUUAAUUACAUAUCCUUCAUUGCUUAUUGUGAGUAAACUUGCUAGUAUUGCAGCUGCCACCAGCUCUGUGAAUGCCCUGCUAAAUUAGACUUUGCCAGCAAAUAGGGGAAAAUGAGGAAGGAUUAUUAUCAAAAUUAGAGAAUCUCUCUUAAUUUAAGAGUAAGGCUUUUUCUCACUUGUGUGUGUGUGUAUAAUAUAUUAUGAGACUAUAUAUGUAUAUGUAGCCUCAUAAGGCAGUUCAGAGACCUAUAUAAUACACAGUUCUAUGUCCAUAGCACUUUCAUCUGACUUCACCCUUAAGUGUUUGACAGAAUAUUUGAACAGAUUAUUUCUAAUGUUUGCUGCAUGUCAGAUAUUGGUAAGUCAAACUGUCAUAAGAGUUUAAUCUCAACUACAGGUAUAGUAUAUAUCCCUGUAUGCAGUGCGUGUAUUAAAGUUGGUACACUUUGAUUGUGGUAGGUUGCUUUUCAGGUCUUCAUUAAUAAAGUGGAGCUAGACAACAAUCCCCAUGCUUUUUCAGGAAUAUUUUUUUCCCCCUUUUAAAACUGAAAAAUAAAUACUCAAGUUCUUUAGGUCAAAAUACUGCACUAUAAACCAAAUGUCUUAUCAAAAUAAAAUUCCUGAGGCUUAAAAUAUUCCUGCAUUUUUGUGCUGUACACUUCUGAAGCAUUGGGUUAUUUUUAGUGAGGUUGACAUGGGUCCUCCCAACAGUUCUUGAAUAUAUUUUAUGGAAUCCACGUAUAUACACGGCCUAAUGGCGGAGAGGAACAUAACACUUUAUCACAAAGUUGAAAAUAAAUUUAUGGAAUAGCUUACCAAAACCAUAACUGUAGCUGCCUCGUUCACUUCAAAUCUUCAGAGAGACAUGUCAACAUUUAAAGAGGAAUUUGUAUUUGGGUACUUUCCAUCAUUCUCAAUUUUUAAGAUUUUCUGCUUGUGAAAUUAUAAAGUACUGUGAGCCUUAAUUUUUAUCCACAAAUAAAACUAUUAUGUUUAAAUA